AUGAUUAGUUUUUUAUCAAAAUACGACUCAGUUUUGAAACUUCAUUUUGAAAAUUCGACAAGGUUUAAAGGAACAUCCAACUUAAUUCAGAAUGACCUUAUUUUAAGUGUGGGAGAAGUUAUGCUAAAGACAAUUAAAAAAGAAAUAAGUGAAGCAUCAUUUGUGGCUUUUAUUUUGGAUGAGACUACUGACAUAUCUAAUACUAGUCAACUAUCGAAAAUCGUCCGCUAUGUGACAAAACAAGGUCAAAUAAAAGAAAGAUUUCUUGGUUUUGUUGAUGUCUCAAUGCAAAGAACAGCUUUGGCUCUCAAUGAGAUUGUUUUAUCAACUAUUGAAGAUCUUGAUUGCGGUUUAAAAUUAGUAGGGCAAAGCUACGAUGGAGCAGCAGUUAUGGCAGGCCAAUUAGGGGGUCUACAGGCCAAAGUUAAGGAAACUUACCCAUCAGCCCUUUUUGUACAUUGUAUGGCACAUAGAUUAAAUUUGGUGAUGCAACAAUCUCUCAAUAAAAUAAGAUAA
Sitophilus oryzae (rice weevil) is the source of this 516-nucleotide messenger RNA. RefSeq names its product zinc finger MYM-type protein 1-like. NCBI's taxonomy places the organism in Eukaryota, Metazoa, Arthropoda, Insecta, Coleoptera, Curculionidae. The transcript has a single exon. The coding region runs from base 1 to 516 and encodes 171 amino acids. The record is from RefSeq and is a predicted model, not a curated record.